Messenger RNA from Alternaria conjuncta, 1251 nucleotides. RefSeq lists its product as uncharacterized. Gene Ontology annotation, cellular component: cytoplasm. The transcript has 2 exons. Gene Ontology annotation, molecular function: protein kinase binding. Lineage: Eukaryota; Fungi; Ascomycota; Dothideomycetes; Pleosporales; Pleosporaceae. Bases 1 to 1251 code for a protein of 416 amino acids. The record is from RefSeq and is a predicted model, not a curated record.
AUGGGCUGGUUUCCUGCAACCAAGUGGCGCUUCUUGCGACAUCUGAGCUUGGCCGACAAUGCUCUGACCAACAUAUCAGUUGCAAGUCUGGCUCCCUUGGCAAACACAUUACAGUCUCUUGAUAUUUCUGCCAAUUUAUUUGCUGAGAUUCCUGACAGUCUUGCCAGCCUGACCUGUUUGCGCGCACUGAACCUGUCCAAUUGCAUGAUUGACAGCUUGCACUCUUUGGGUCGUAACCCGCUGCCAGCCAUCACGACGCUCAACCUUCGUUCCAACCGCUUGACAUCGUUGGCUGGUGUUGAGCGACUGCUAUCUCUGGAGCGGGUCGAUUUCCGUGAUAACAGGUUGACUGAUCCUACAGAAGUUGCGCGACUGACUGGUGUUCCCGACAUAACUGAUAUCUAUGUCAAUCGCAAUCCGUUUUGCAAGACGCACUCCACCUACAGAGUGACCAUUUUCAAUCUGUUCCGCAAGACGCCAGGCUAUACGGAAGAUAUUGUCAUCGAUUCUGUAGGACCUAGCAAUGCCGAGAAGAAGCAACUCGUUGACCGAGUUCCCGAACGCCAUGGUGUUCCCAUCGUUAAGCCGCCACCCGAGGAUGACUCGCAACCCCCGCGACACGUACCACCAAAGGUUGUCAAAUCUGUCGAUACUUCCUCCGACAUAACAGGUGUGCUUCAGCGUACCGGUUCCCUGCAACGUACCAAGAGUGGGCGCAGUGCACAAGGUUCCCAAAAGAAGAAGAAGGGCCCUAAAAGGAGAAUUGUCGAGCUCUCUCAGACCGACUCGCUGCAGUCGUCAUCGCACUCUAGUUUGACAGGGUUGGCAUACGAGGAUACUGUCGUCGGACAAGCCCCUAAGAUCACGAAGACAGCAAGCAACACAUUGGCCACGGAUACGCCCCGGCUUGUAGAGCCGUCUAAGGGACAAGUUUCUGGGGAUCCUACCAAGAAGAGUAUUUUAGAGGAGCGUACAGUCGCACACGAACCUCACACAAGCCACCAACAGUUGCCCUCAAUCGAUACCGCACCCCCGACCAAAACCGCGGAUCCGGAAUCAACGGAAUUCGACGUCGGUGAGGACUUGUACAAGAAGAAGAUCGAAGCCCUUCGGCAAGACUUCGGUAACACAUGGCUUAGCGCGCUAGGAGACGAGAGCUGGGACAACACGUCGCUCCCCUACCAUGCGGCCAACACUACCUCGUACACCGAGCCAAAGCAUCGUUUCUGGUCGUACACUUGGCUGACCUAA